AUGUUUCAUACACGCUUCAGAAACGAGGACGAAGGGGAGGUGGAAGACCGUCUGGCCAGUUUCCUGCCCGUCCUCUACCCAGAGUCUGCGCCGUCUUGCGUUGGACAGCCGGGCCAGCAGCUCGUCUACUCGUCUUCGAUCUUUGGAGACCUCGCCUUGUCGAUACCAGACUAUUCACGGGAGAAGGCAGAUACGGACACAGAUACAGAAGCAGGAGAAGGAGAAGGACAGGCAAGGAAGAAAACUACACCGGGAGCAGAGGUAGAGAAGGCUCGCAGGCUGUUUGCUCACUAUCUCUGGGGCUCUGGCUUGCUGGUGACGGACGGGAUAGAGAGAGAUUCCUCUGAUGCUGCUUCGGCUCCAGCUUCGACUUCAUGGAGUGUACGAGGGCACCGGAUCCUUGAGCUCGGUGCAGGUGCCGCCCUUCCCUCCAUCGUCAGCGUGCUCGCCGGUGCAGCGUCCGUCACCGUCACGGACCAUCCGUCAGCUCCAGGCCUGUACGGGCCCAUCCAGUCGAACAUCAAGAAGAAUAUACCCCAGCACCUCGCAGACCGUAUAUCAGUGCAGCCGUACCAGUGGGGGGUCUUUGAGGGGAGCGUCAGCGUAGACGAGGAGGAGCUGGAGACCAGCCAUCUGGCUCGGAUGGCUGGCUUUGCGGCCGCCAACAGAGGUCGGUUCGGUCGUGUCAUCUGUGCGGACUGUCUGUGGAUGCCAUCUCAGCAUGAAAACCUCAUUCAGACGCUGCUCUGGUUCCUGAGUCCGUCGUCGUCUUCUUCUCCAGGUAUAGCGUGGGUGGUUGCUGGGCUUCACACCGGUCGAGAUAUCGUGGCGUCCUUCUUUCAAAAGGCAGUGGCCUCGGGCCUGGUGGUCGAGAAGAUGUGGGAGAGAGACAUGAAUUCCGCAGAGGGAGAGCGGACGAGAGAGUGGAAGGCCGUCAGAGAGGAUGAAGGGCCGGAGAACAGAGCCAGAUGGUGUAUCGUUGCCAUGCUGCGAAGGUAG
Messenger RNA from Microsporum canis CBS 113480, 999 nucleotides. RefSeq lists its product as hypothetical. The record is from RefSeq and is a predicted model, not a curated record. NCBI's taxonomy places the organism in Eukaryota, Fungi, Ascomycota, Eurotiomycetes, Onygenales, Arthrodermataceae. Gene Ontology annotation, molecular function: protein-lysine N-methyltransferase activity. The transcript has 2 exons. Gene Ontology annotation, biological process: peptidyl-lysine dimethylation. The coding region runs from base 1 to 999 and encodes 332 amino acids.